[Candida] anglica is the source of this 2018-nucleotide messenger RNA. The record is from the annotation of a GenBank genome assembly. NCBI's taxonomy places the organism in Eukaryota, Fungi, Ascomycota, Pichiomycetes, Serinales, Debaryomycetaceae.
AUACUUGUUUUAUGUAUGGUGGCAGAACUGGAAUUAGCCCGAAUAAAUGCUCUUCGAACCCCAAACUUAGCAAGUCAUUACUAUAGGUUUGUUUCUGAACUGGAUACUGCCAAUCCAGCCGAAUAUCUUUGCAUUGGAGAGAUAUAUUGUCGCUGAUACGACAAGUUGCUACAAGUUCAAAUCUGAAAGAUGACUUACGACGCAGAACAAUUAUUGGCGAACCAACUUAACAGAGACGGGGUAGAGACUUCAAGGUGGGGACGAGUGCAGAACAGUGCAUAUUUGGUUAGUGAAGAGCUUGGGUUGGUCAAUCUUUUGACUUGCUCACGAGAUGUGUACCUCAUUAUCUUCAUUCGUAUGAUCAGACUUGUUGCAUUCCAUGGUAUCCAACUUAUUUUAAUUGUAUAUCUCAAGGAGCUUGACUUUGACGACAGGCUCGUGGGGCUUUUCAUGACGUUGACAUUUUCUGGAGACUUGUUGACAAGUUUUGUCCUUUCGAUUGUUGCCGAUAACGUAGGCCGCAAAAAUAUUUUCAUGUUGUCAUCAUUCAUCAUGUUGUGCACUGGGGUUGCAUUUUUGUUCAUCAAGGACCAUAUUUUACUCAUCGUGAUAGCCUUCAUAGGGAUCAUGACCCCUGGUGGAGAUGUGGGACCUUUCAAAUCGCUCGAAUCGAGUUCACUUGCUUCAUUAGUGCCAUACGAAAAGAGAUCUGAUAUCUAUGCUUGGUAUGGGUUCUUAGCCAAAUGUUUUGCAUCCCUAGGAAUCAUGGGAGCUGGAUAUUUGGUCCUAUUUGCCCAGCAUAGAUUUGGACUUGAUGUUGUAGAUGCAUACAGAACGGUCUUUGUGACGUAUAUUGUGAUUUCCGCCAUGAUGUUCAUUACAGCUAUGCUUCUUUCACCUGCGGUUGAGUGGCAAUCAAGUGAAUACGAUCAUGCUACUCAUAAAUCUAGCCCACAAGAGGUCUUGGAGGCUGAUUCAAGCCAUAUAACGGUGGAAGAGGAGUACCAGGAAGAACAAGAGGAACCAGACGAAUCAGAUAAAGAAACCCAAGAAGAUAUACUUCAUAUGGUGCAAGAUAGUGAGAAUUCAACCUCAAUAGAAACUGCGGCACAAAUUUCAAGAAAGGAUAGUAUGUCGGAAGUUACGCCACUUCUCCCAAUUCUGAGAACUCAUCAACAAUCGUCUACAAACCCAAGUCAUAGUUCUACGUCUACUAAUACGAAUUCUGAUGUCUUCUCGAUGACAUCAAAGACUAGCAAUCGAGCUAAGGUAAAGGAAUCAAUCAAGAAAAUAAAAUCAAUUCGAAUCUUACCAAGACUCUCCAGAGACUCUUACAUUACAGUCAUCAAACUCUCAUUACUUUUCGGGUUAGAUUCAUUUGCAUCUUCCUUCAUUGGAGGAUCAUGGCAAGCCUAUUAUAUUCUUCACAAGUUCAAAGUGCAACCUGCAGAAGUUGGAUCCAUAUUUUUCGUCACUGGAAUUAUUGCCGGAUUUAUGUCCCUUUUGGGUUCAACCCUCUGUAAGAGAAUUGGACCCAUCUUGACCAUGGUUGUCACACAUUUGCCUGCAUCAAUAUUAUGUGCAAUACUACCAUUAGCACCUACACUUCGUUUGACAUUUAUCCUUCUUGUAGUCAGGUCAUGUGUACAGGCCAUGGACGCAGCCCCUAAACAGGUGUUCCUUAGUGCCAUUGUACCGCCCAAUGAACGGACUUCAGUUAUUGGAUGGGUGAACGUGGUCAAAACUUUAAGUCAUACGCUUGGACCAAGUGUUGCAGGGGUAUUUUUAAGUUGGGAUAAGCAAUGGAUGUGUUUUGUAUUUGCCGGUGUGCUCAAGGUUGCAUAUGAUUUGGGAAUCAUGGUGACAUUCAUGGAGAUGAACCGCGACCAUCACAUACAUUGAGCAGCACCUUUACUGUUGUAAGUACAACUAUUUAAAAUUUAUUUAAUUAAUUACUCAUUUUCUCAUGGGAAUGUGAAACUGGAAUUUAACCAUUUGUGCGUAAAACUUUAAAAAUU